Messenger RNA from Dissoconium aciculare CBS 342.82, 1649 nucleotides. Its product is annotated as fructose-BISphosphate ALDOLASE, class II. The transcript has 3 exons. Gene Ontology annotation, cellular component: cytosol. The record is from RefSeq and is a predicted model, not a curated record. Bases 98 to 1177 code for a protein of 359 amino acids. Lineage: Eukaryota; Fungi; Ascomycota; Dothideomycetes; Mycosphaerellales; Dissoconiaceae. Gene Ontology annotation, biological process: gluconeogenesis; glycolytic process. Gene Ontology annotation, molecular function: fructose-bisphosphate aldolase activity; zinc ion binding.
UCUAUAACCUCUACUCGACACCAUCAAGGUUGUGAUCAUUCCGCUCCAGUCUUGAUCUUUCUUCCUCCUCUAUUCCACCCUCAUCUCAGAUUUCACAAUGGCCACCAGCGUUCUCAGCGUCAAGUCUGGCGUCAUCUACGGAGAGGAUGUCAGGAAGCUUUUCAAGUACGCACAAGACAAGGUCUUCGCCAUUCCAGCCAUCAACGUGACCUCCUCCUCCACCGUUGUUGCUGCACUUGAGGCCGCCCGCGACGCCAAAUCUCCCAUCAUCCUCCAGGUCAGCCAGGGUGGUGCUGCCUACUUUGCCGGCAAGGGUGUUGGCAACAAGAACCAGGAGGCUUCCAUUGCUGGAGCCGUCGCUGCCGCUCACUACAUUCGCGCCGUCGCCCCUGCCUACGGUAUCCCAGUUGUCCUCCACACCGACCACUGCGCCAAGAAGCUCCUGCCGUGGUUCGAUGGCAUGCUCGAGGCCGAUGAGGCCUUCUUCAAGCAGAACGGUACUCCUCUGUUCUCCAGCCACAUGAUCGACUUGUCCGAGGAAUCGGUCGAGGAGAACAUUGAGACCACCGCCAAGUACCUCGAGCGUGCCGCACCCAUGAAGCAAUGGCUCGAGAUGGAGAUCGGUAUCACUGGUGGUGAGGAAGACGGUGUGAACAACGAGGACGUUGACAACAACAGCCUCUACACCCAACCCGAGGAUAUCUACAACAUCUACAAGCGCCUAUCGCCCAUCUCGCCAUACUUCUCCAUCGCCGCUGGUUUCGGUAACGUCCACGGUGUGUACAAGCCUGGUAACGUCAAGCUCCGACCCGAGCUCCUCCAGAAGCACCAGCAGUACGUCCAGGAGCAGGAGAAGACUGAGGAGAAGAAACCCGUGUUCCUCGUCUUCCACGGUGGCUCUGGCUCCAGCAAGCAGGACUUCCUGGACGCUAUCAGCUACGGUGUCGUCAAGGUCAACCUCGACACUGACCUCCAAUACGCAUACACCGAGGGUAUCCGAGACUACAUGGUCAACAAGAAGGACUACGUCAGCUCUCAAGUCGGUAACCCUGACGGCGAUGACAAGCCCAACAAGAAGUACUACGACCCAAGAGUCUGGGUCCGCGAGGGUGAGAAGACCAUGACCAAGCGUGUCAUCGUCGCCCUUGACGACUUCAACACCGCCAACCAGCUGUAGAUUACGACCGAAAAUCGAAGGAGUUGUUGAAAAGAAAAUUGGAGCAUUGCUUGAAAUCCGAAUGGCACCGAUGCAGGAUUCUUUGUCAGCGUGUUUAGCCUGAACAAUACCUUGAAUCAGACAAUUGGCGUGUAAGCUUCAAACAUGAAAUGACAAAUGGACAUGAUGUGCAGCUUUCGCUCGCGGUACGAGCAUGUAGUAGAGCGCAGAAUAUCUGACGUUCUUUGUGGCGACAAUCUCCCAUGCUGCUGACUAGGCAUACCGAAUCGACAACCCGAAUAAACGUCAAAACGGCGAGGGAGAUUCAUGCGGAGGAGCUACAGUGUAAGAUUGAUGGGUUGCCGGUCGAUGUUGCGUUGCAACCUGAUGUCUUCCCUAGUCUUUGGUAAAACGACAAUCGUCGAAUGGCAUAUCAAGUAGGUAGUUUAGGAAAUUCAAGCUUAGGAUCCGGUUUUCUCAUCGACCACCAACG